Molecule: messenger RNA, 1255 nt
Organism: Oryzias melastigma (Indian medaka)
Lineage: Eukaryota; Metazoa; Chordata; Actinopteri; Beloniformes; Adrianichthyidae
Product: phosphoinositide-interacting protein
Exons: 1
Coding region: 923-1222 (99 amino acids)
Source: RefSeq, a predicted model, not a curated record
AUGGACUUUAAAGCAAUUUUACUACACAUUUAAAAUUACAUUUAGGUCAACUUUAGUGCUCUUCUAUUAACAAAAUUUCCAGUCUUUUAGCAAAUGUAACAUUUAUAAAUUAGCUUUUGCAUUGUCAAGAAAUCCCGCAAUUAAAGUAAAUUGCGUCACUAUUUUCAGCUAAGAGUUUCUGCAUCUUAAGCGACUACUUUCACAGCAUUAUCGCAGGUAAUGCCGAUCUUCCACUUUUUAUUUGACUUCUUCCAAAUUAUAACUUGUCAGUUUUUUUUUUUUUUUUGGCUAAUUUUUAUGUUUAUUUAAUCCAACAGAACAGAAGAGGCUUGAGUUUUAUUUCAUUAUUAAAUGAGUGAAAAUGUCUGUUUUCCCACUCGUGCCGCUUUUGUCCUUCAGAAUCUACUGGACUUAUUGCGUUAACAACAAAAAAAAAUUACAAUGAAUCAAAGAACAUAAACAUUGGAGCUCCGGUGUUAAAGGGUUGAAUUUAUUGGCUCAUAUCUUAAACGAUUUGUUCUGGAAAGUUUGUAUGAUGCUAAUAUGUCUUAAAUUGAAGCCCUCAGAUAUGAGAUGCUCAUGCAGGUUUUGACAUGAAAUGGUUCUGCUGGUGGAUCUUCUGUCCGGCGGAUCGGAUGACAGGCCUUCAGGUCCUUUUUGUUUGCGGGUCUGGACUCCCGUUUGCUCAGCUGCUUCCUGCACACAGAAACACAAAGCAGACGCAGGUUGGCGGUCCUCGGAUUUCACGUCGGAGGACACAAAUGCAGUUUAUUCUACACACAGUGUGUUACUGAAAUGUCUGCAUGGUUGGUUUGGAGGCGGAGUGUAACCUGAGGAUGGGAACAGCGGCCAAUGACAACGUUGUCAACAGGUGGGUUGGAAUUACACGGCAGGAGAUCGUCCAGAUGCUGCCGGACCAGCCAUGGACGCCGCCGCCGAGACCUCCUAUCUGGACGGGACUGAAAGCCUGUGUCCGGACCCCCCGUCUGCAGGUGACCCCCGCUGGGCCUACCUGCGCAAACCCAUCACCGCCGUAGUGAUGGGGUCCCUGAUGGGCGCGGCGGGCGCCCUCCUGCUCCUCCUGCACAGCUCGGAGGACGCGCCCCGCUCGGUGGGCUCGGCCUGCCUGUCCGUGGGGCUCAUGUUCGUGGCGGUGGGGCUGGUCUGGAUCCCGGUGCUGAGGGAGAAGCGGCGGCGGAAGCGCUGCCUCCAGGAGGCGUGAGCUGGAGGUGAUGUAACCUCCUGGUGGACUUUG